AGGAGAGUGGGGUUUAUAUAUAUAUAGUCUUCAAGUUAUUAGUCAUUCAUCACCAGGAAGGCUCACUGAGACACCAGCGUUCAUCUACAAGGUCUGUACUAUUGUAAUCAUCACCAGUAGAACUAGCAGAGAGACCCACUCACAUCUACAAGAUUUCAUCAUGUGGAGAAGUCUACUGUUAACUGGAUUACUGUCCAUGAUAGCUUGUUCUGAAGCAUUUUUUUACUGGAGACGAUAUCAUAAACGACCGUUCAUUGAUGGAGAUGGUGGAAAGCAUAUUAUGUCUUUGACGAUGUGUUUGGCUCACAUGUCUGGUAUGAACAACAAGUUUAAAAUGGUGGACACUUCACCAGUAACGGAUGAAAGCUCUGGGUUAACCACAAAACACUGUAAGAACAAUGGUGUCAAAUACCGUACAAUUAACGGUGUCUGUAACAAUAUUUUUCGACCGUCAGAGGGAGAAGCACUUGCACGAUUUAAACGUUACGUCAAACCCAAUUAUAGAGAUGGAAUUGGCGCCCCUAGAAUAUACUCCGUGGAAAAAAAAUGUUACUGGUAUUAUCGUUGCUACAACUUACUUCUACCUAGUGCUAGAACCGUGAGCUGCGCUAUCCACCCGUCACGUAAAGUCCCGUCUAAACACUCGGUGAUGCUUAUGCAAUGGGGGCAAUUUCUGGACCACGAUAUAACUGCCACAGCCGUUCAACAACCUGAUAUGUCUAAACCUGGUGAUGAUUGCUGCAAACAUCAUUAUAUUCAACUUAACAAACUUCAUCCUGAUUCCUUAGAAAGGAAUAAAAGAUGUUUUCCCAUACCUAUCGUGCAGUGGCCGGUUGCAGAUCCCGCCUUUAGGUCCAACUGUUUUAACUUCGUCCGAUCUCGACCAGUCAACCCUAAGUUCACUAAAUGGGAUCCACGAGAACAACAGAAUUUAUUGACAGCUUUUAUCGAUGGUUCCAAUGUUUAUGGUAGUAAUGAGGAAACUUUACAGAGGUUGCGAGACUCAAAUGGGAAAAUGAAGACAUCGUCUGGUGAUUUGUUGCCACCAGGCAAGGACGACUCUUGUGUUCUUCCUAAAGAUAAAUUCUGUUUCGAUGCUGGAGAUGAAAGGGUUAAUGUUUUCCCUGGUUUAACAGCUUUACACACAGUCUUCGUCAGACUUCACAAUUAUAUCGUAACUGAUUUUACCAAACAUAACCGUCGGUGGGAUGCAGAAAGGUUGUUUCAGGAAGCACGAAAAAUUGUCGGUGCCAUUCUACAGAGAAUCACCUACACGGAAUUUUUACCCGAACUUUUAUCCGAUGCCACCAUGAAAGAGUACAAACUAGAGGAGAGCAACGACUACAAGUACCAAAGCAGGAUUAAUCCAAGUAUUGCGAGCGUUUUCGCCACGGCAGCGUUUAGAUAUGGCCAUUCUCUAAUUCCCGAUUUUCUGGUAAUUGAUGGUAAACAAGUAAAAAGCCGUCUUCUCUUCAAUAAUCCACAGUUUAUCUUCACCAGUUUGAAAUCGGUGGUGGAGAAUAUUCUUUCCAACGAAGCAGAGCUGAGAGAUCGUUUUAUGUCUUCGGAGACCACUGAACAUUUGUUUGAACAGGACAAGGGUGGACCGUUUGAUUUGGCGGCCUUUAACAUCCAGCGAGGGCGAGAUCACGGUCUACCAUCAUAUAACGCAUUUAGAAAAUUAUGUAAUCUUAGUCCAAUUAAACACCUCACCUCGCCGCUUAGCGACGUUUACGGACAUGUUGAUGAUGUUGAUGUAUUCGCCGGUGGUAUGGUUGAGAAGAACUUAGCAGGUUCAGAACUUGGUGCCCUCUUCAAUUGUAUCUUGGGCAUGCAGUUCAGAGAUUUGAAAUUUGGAGACAGCUUUUGGUAUGAAACAAAGGACAGUGGCCGAGGUUUCACCGCCGCUCAACUAAAAGCCAUCAAAAAAGUAUCCUUGUCGCAGAUCCUGUGUCAGGUGCUGGACUUGGCGGAAAUUCAGCCAAAUGCCUUCCGAAUUGAAACUGAUCAAAACAAGAAAACCAAGUGUAACACACUGAAAGGUUUGGAUCUAUCACCAUGGUACGAACAUUAAACCUCCCUACAUCAAUAACAUUAUCGACGACAACAUCAACCACCUGGUCUACAUUUGUAUCUGUUUAGUGCUUGUAGUUAAUAACGCGUAAUUAUCUAUUAUUUGUGUUAUAUGGAAUGUAUGGGGGCGUAGGAGGGGGCGUGGGGGAUAACGUAUUCGCUAACAAUAUAUAUUCUUUUUAUAUUCUUUGUGUGAUGCAAAACCGUUUGGGUGGGGUAGGGGGGGGGGGCUUAUAGAAUUAAGCGGCGCGGGGUUUAGGUCCCAAACUUGUACGUGAUAUGGCGUAGAGUCGCCUGCCUAACCUCGUUUCUCGGGGGAUUUUCCCGAUCCCGGGUCCCACUGUUUCCCGCGGUGCUAAAGACACCAACGCGCAAGUAUGUUAGUCCCGUAAUGCCCCCCCCCCCCUCUCUCUCCCUCUCGUGUUAUGAGGAGGGACAUUUGCCUACUCCCCGUCAAGGGGUUCUUUACGUGCACAUCAGCGACUUCAUUAUCCCUCUUGGUGAAAGACAUCGUUAAACCCCGUUUCAUUUCGUUUCAGUUACUUUAACACCCACAUAUAUUAUGUAAACAAUUUUAAUCAUAUUCAGGCUUUUUAUUUUACUCAAAUGUAAAUUGAUCAUCUUCCAUGUCACCCUGGACUACCUGGUGUCAAUCAAUCUUUGUAUAAACUGGACUACCUGGUGUCAAUCAAUCUAUUUAUAAACUAGGGGGUUGUCUUAUUACACUGCUUCUUAUUUUACACCUGAAUUUUUAAACGUCAAAGUCACCCACGUUCUCUUAUUGCCAUGUACAAUGGCAGUUGUUAUAAUAAAAUUAAUCCAAACGGUUACGCUCUAUCUCGUUCAGAGCAAUAACGUUGAAAUAAAACCAAGCCGGAUUUGAACACGAAAUAAAGCUUAAAUGUUUAAAUUUGAUCAUGGAAAACAUUGAGAAUCAUAAUUGAAUAUCUUUCAGUAAUAAAUAAACAUACACAAGAUUUGUAAUAAACAACUCAAUUAUUCUUCAUGUAUAAUAAACAACUCAACUGUACUUUGUAAUAAACAAUCAAAAUGUACAUCAUUUGUAAUAAUAAUAAACAACAUUUCUAAUAAACAAACGUAAUUCAUUUCUACUGCUGUGUGAGUUAAGGCUUGAGUAUCGUGUAUGCAAUCCGGCGUGGUUUCCCCAUGUCAGUGGUGCAGGACGGAGGGCCUGACAAGGACAGCUCUCUAGUUGUUCGGAUGGGACGAAAACCGAGAUCCCGUGUAUACAGUGGUGUGCACAUAACAUAACCCUUGACAGUUGGAAUUCGAUAUAAUAUUAGGCCGUGUCGCGGCCAUCCCGGCAAAGUUUAAAAUUUCCCUCAUCGCACUGUAUGGCGUAUGAGCGUCGUCAUUUGUCCAGAAGGAGCAGAACAAUAGGACGUUAAACCCCGUUUCAUUUCAUUUCAUUUUCGUGUAUGCAAAUGUCAUGUGUCGACAUGCUAUAUAUAGGGUACUGAUUUCAUUUCAUUUCACAACGCCAGCUAUUACCGCCAUGGCAAAUGACAUCGUAGCCACGAGCGUAUACAGACAUGUUCUAAUGUAAUAUUGUCUGCGAUAUCACCUCGGUUGACGCGGACGUAAAAUACAACUAACUUACACGUUUUAAUGUAAUACUAGAACACUUAUUAUGGAUACAAUCACUUGGUUUAUUAUACUGCAACGUUUCAACAACAUUUUACAAGUCGUUUUCAAGCAAAUAUCUAAUGUACAAAUGAGACAUAUCAUGGGUGAAGUAUAUGUACAAUCAACAAUAUCAUUAAUAAACGAGCUGUAUAGACAGGUGACAAAAAUUACUUUAAGGUUUUUAUAAGAAUAUAAGUCUACUUGUAGUAAGUUUUUAGUUAUUGGGGGGGGGGGGGGAUCACGUGGCUAAGUGGGUAAGACGCUGACUCGCUAGCCUGGAGUUCGGGUGUUCGAUCCCUGCAUUGGCCGAGAAAGUUCAUCCAGAUUUUCCGGCGUGUUUCUCCCUUGUCAGUGAUGCAGAACGGAGGGCCUGACAAGGACAGCUGUCUAGUCGUUCGGAUGGGACGAAAACCGAGGCCCCGGGUACACAUUGGCGUGCACGUAAAAGAUCCCUUGGCAAUUUGAAUUCGAUAUACGAGUAGGCCGUAGCGCCACUGCCCGGGCAAAAUUUCCCUCAUAGCACACUGUAUCGCGUAUGCCCGUCUUCAUUAGCCCAGGUUAGGAGCAGAACAGUAGGACGUUAAACCCCAUUCCAUUUCAUUUUUUUUACUUAUUGUAAUGAUAUAAAAACGUAAGGUUAACUCUUAGUCACAUUUAAAACAUUAUAAUCAUAUCAUAAUCAGUUAGGUAAUACAGUUUUAAACAAUGGUUACAGUAUUUGAUAUAAUUUUGAUAUUUUAAACGCCCAAUAAUUUAAAUAUGCAGUGUUUUGAUUUUUGAAGAAUUAAUUGUUUGAUUACAUUUAUAGUUUGAGUAAAUUUAAUAAAGAUAAGUUAACAAUUAUAACAAAUACAUUAUUGUUCGUAUUGGUGACCGUAACUUUAAAUGCUCCGGGAAACGUUGCAGUAUAAUAAACCAAGUGAUUGUAUCCAUAAUAAGUAUUCUUAUAUUAUAUCAUAAAUCAAUUGCUAAAUGCCUCUCAAAGAUUAUAACAGACAUAUUUAACCAGGGUUUAUUCUAGGAGGUCUCGGAUUCGAUCUCGGUAUUCGCGCGGUUUCUCCCAGUGGGAGCACAAAAGUUGGAUGUUAAACCCCAUUUCGUAUUUCAGUGAUUCAGGUUUACAAAAUGGAGCUUUAGCCUUUCGCCUACAAACCAAAAAUACGCAGAUUCUUGUUUUAAUGGUGAGUUACAUGGUUUUGUUUUUUUGGACCAAGAAAUGGAUCCCAAACUCAACUCACCUUGCGGUUAUUCAUAAGAGAGUGGGGUGGCGUUUUGGCAACGGGGGGCAACUGUAAAAGGUCGAUCUGAACGCCUCUUACAACUUGCCCACUAGACAUUGGACAGGCAAGGUGUGCAGCCUGUGGGUGAUACAGCCAAUCAAUGGGAAGAUGACAGGUUGUCAACAAAUGGAAAAAAAGGCAGGUUGUCAACCAAUGCGUGGUGUGUGUAAAAUAAUUGUAUUCGUUUCUUUUGGAUCCUCCCCUUAUGCUGGGCCUUGUACUAUCUUCUAUUUCAAACACACGUCAAUCAACGCCUACACGACUAACGAUAUAUGGCGAGGGUAUAUUAUAUAUAUAUUAUCUGUUCGUGUUACAUCCGGGAUUAAACAACUUUUUGUUGUCUAAUGUGUAUCCGACCUGUACAUAUCUUAUUUUAUCUGACCGAAUUAAACACGCAUUGAGACAUGUCGACUUUUGUUGUAUUAAAAGUAAUAAGUAUCUGAAUUAAACGUUUUUAGAAAUUAUGAAUACAUGCAGGAAUAAAUAUGUCGAUUGUGUUGUUGUCGAUUGGCUGAGUAGAUGUAUUAAACUUGUUCUUAGAAAUAAUAAAAUGUAUAUAUAUAUUUUAUUUUAUCUGAUGGAAUUAAAUAUGUAUUAAGCCUG
This is a messenger RNA of Patella vulgata (common limpet), 5603 nucleotides long. Its product is annotated as peroxidase-like protein 3. The record is from RefSeq and is a predicted model, not a curated record. Gene Ontology annotation, molecular function: heme binding; peroxidase activity. Bases 161 to 2074 code for a protein of 637 amino acids. The transcript has 14 exons. Gene Ontology annotation, biological process: response to oxidative stress. NCBI's taxonomy places the organism in Eukaryota, Metazoa, Mollusca, Gastropoda, Patellidae.